Molecule: messenger RNA, 1209 nt
Organism: Penicillium soppii
Lineage: Eukaryota; Fungi; Ascomycota; Eurotiomycetes; Eurotiales; Aspergillaceae
Product: F-box domain protein
Exons: 2
Coding region: 1-1209 (402 amino acids)
Source: RefSeq, a predicted model, not a curated record
AUGCCAAAAUAUAUGGGUCGUUCCCAGGCUAGGACUUCCCCACGAUAUGUCCACAUUCCUACUGAAAUCCUGGUUCAAAUUGCCAAUUUGAUUUUCGAUCAGUGGACAGAAGAUCUUUCUCCUGAUUUUCAAUCUACACUUCACAAGUUCUGUUUGGUAUCUCGCCAGUGGUACUCUGCUGGCAUCGGGUUCUUAUACCACCGUCCUCAGCUUGCCAAAGGAAACAGUUUCGCUCUAUUUACAAACACGGUAUGCCCACCGAUUCGUUCCAGGGGAAGGAAAGUGGAUUUAGGAUCAUUGGUUCAAGUUUUGAACCUCUCAGGCCUGGUUCAUCACAGUUCCAAUAGCCUAACGGCACGGUUGCUGGGCCGAGUAAAGAAGAGUCUCAGAAAAUUCGCUGCACCCAGGGUUUCUUUCUCGCUGACUUCUCACACCAGAAUCAACAGUCUUGCACCCUUAUCAAAAUGCAAAGAGAUGACCCAUCUCUCCCUCGGCCUAGUAGCUGACCCAAUUACGCUUUAUGAUCUCAAAAAAGCCGUCGGCCAUCUUGACAAACUAGAGUCGCUAGAUCUACCACCCUCAAUGCUCAUUACCGAUGACGGUUCGAGUGAAGAUUGGCCCCCAAAUUUAAAAUGGCUCAAAGUCGGCGGGUGCUUCGAUUCGCAUACAGCACGGAGUUUUAGGUGGCCAACAACACUGCAAGGCCUGACUCUGAUUGACUGCGAAUAUUUAACAACAGUCCUAGAUGUGGCCUCGAUGAACGAGCAACUCUGUGCCACACUUAAAGAAUUGACUAUUUCGCCCUAUCACCGUGAAUUACUUGUGAACGAACCUUUUGCUGGCGUUAAACGUUUUUCUUCAUUGCGACGUCUUCGAAUACCCAUUGAUAGUCUUUUUGGAGUCGAUAUAAAUCCUGUGUUUGAUGUGAUCGAUAUACCUCGGUCAAUGCGGGAACUUAUCCUUACCUCCCCGAUUGAUGAAACAUUUGCGGUGGUUGAUAUCGAACACCUCUGUAAGGCUUUAAGAGGGGAACUUUCUCAAGUUUGUGGAAUCGGCAUUAGCCCUGACUGUCUUGGAUUCCUACCUCAAGCCUCGCGUGCCAACAUUGACGGGUUGGUGUGGAACAACAUCGAUAAUUGUCCAGAGGACGAAUUGGAUGCUGUUUUUGACCUGGGGCUUUAUGUCCUUGACCCAGAGCAAGUUUAUUAA